Messenger RNA from Erythranthe guttata (spotted monkey flower), 1109 nucleotides. RefSeq names its product Metal-dependent phosphohydrolase. Lineage: Eukaryota; Viridiplantae; Streptophyta; Magnoliopsida; Lamiales; Phrymaceae. Gene Ontology annotation, cellular component: cytoplasm. Gene Ontology annotation, molecular function: 5'-deoxynucleotidase activity. The record is from RefSeq and is a predicted model, not a curated record.
AAAAAUAGUUUCCUAAUUUUUGUCACAGCAAAUUUCUUUUGGUUCCAUUCUGAAAAGCUUCUGUUUCAUAAGCACAGAAACAAUGGCGUCAAUGGCGGCACCUAAAGCAAACACACUUUCACCUUCUCCCUGUAACUUCCAGAGAUUAAAUUAUCCCCACAAAAAUUCACUCAGAAUCCCAUUUAAUUCAGAAUCUACGAGCCCUAGACUCGUUUCGAUUCAUUCCCACAACCCCAACCUCGAUUCAAUCAAAAUGGAUCAAACUGUAUCCGGGUUCGGAUCGGGUAGCGAAACCCUGGCCCAUUCAAAUGCUUCAUCUUCCGCCUCUUCCGCCAUUGAUUUUCUCACAUUGUGCCACCGUUUGAAGUCGACAAAACGGAAAGGAUGGGUCAAUCAUGGAAUAAACGGUCCUGAAUCGAUAGCUGAUCACAUGUACCGUAUGUCUUUGAUGGCUUUGAUUACUAGCGAUAUUCCCGGUGUUAACAGGGAAAGGUGUAUCAAGAUAGCAAUUGUUCAUGACAUUGCAGAAGCUAUUGUUGGAGACAUUACACCAUCGGAUGGUGUGCCGAAGGCAGAAAAGAGUAGAAUGGAGACAGAAGCAUUGGAUGAAAUGUGCAAGGUUCUUGGUGGUGGCAUGAGAGCUGAAGAAAUCAAAGAACUAUGGCUAGAGUACGAAAACAACUCAUCUUUGGAGGCCAAUCUCGUGAAAGAUUUCGAUAAAGUUGAAAUGAUACUGCAAGCAUUAGAAUAUGAAACAGAGCAUGGAAAGGUGUUGGAUGAGUUUUUUCUGUCAACUGCAGGGAAAUUUCAAACUGAAACUGGGAAAAAAUGGGCAGCAGAAAUCAUUUCCAGAAGGAAUUCAAGAUUAGCAAAUAGGUCUAACUAAGCUACUUCUUUAUUUUAUUUAAUUAACUAAUCAUUUGUUUUUUUUUUAACUUGUAAUCUGGUGAUUAGUUGACUCACUCUUUCUCUAUUUUGACCAAAUCCUUAGUUGCAAAAGUGGUACUUGAUAAUAUACUGUAAUAAUCUUUGCAGGAGACUAUGAUUAAUUUCUUGUUUUAAAAAGUAUCUUAGAAAGUCGGGAUUAAAUUAUCCCGAACGGGAUUUAA